AGCAGCAGUUCAAACAGAGCAGCAGGAGAGAAACAGAGUUUCAUUGAGAGAAGACGUUUUAUUAAAGGCGGAGGAAAAAUCAUGAAGACAAACUCAAACACACACACACUAAUAAACACAGCUCGUGCCACCCAGACAGAGAGGCAAGGACCAGCUAAAACUAAGAUUUACAACCAUUAGCCAGAGAGGGAAAGUCUAAUAGGGACACAUAAACUAAAGUAUCUACCCCAAAGUCUCUUACACACACACACAAACAUACUGGUGAAGAGUGUGUGCUACAACCAGCGUGAGGAGCAGGGCUGACCGACCCCAACAAGUGGAGCAUCAGGGAAGAAGGAGAAGCAAGUUGAUGGAUGCCUUUUGCAGACUCAGCGGCCUGGACCCUCUGUGGGACUGGAACCGUACGUGGUACACAGCCAACCCGGACCUGACCCAGUGUUUCCAGAACACAGUAUUGGUGUGGGUCCCCUGUAUCUAUCUGUGGUUGCUGGCCCCUUUCUACUGCCUUUAUCUCUACUGCUAUGACCACGGUCGCAUCCGAACGUCCUGCCUAUGCAGCUCCAAGAUGGUGUUGGGUUUCCUGUUGGCAUCCUUUGGCUUCGUUGAGUUCUUCUACAUCCUGCUGGAGAGGAGCCAGGAGAUCCAGCAGCACAUGGUCUUCCUCCUCAGCCCCAUCAUACGCAGCCUGACUGUGAUCUUGGCCUUAUGCAUCAUCCAGUUGGAAAGAAUAAGAGGCUGCCGUUCCUCUAUAUUCCUCUUCCUGUUCUGGGUCUUGGCUGUUAUCUGUUCCCUGGUGCCUCUCAGGGCGAAGAUCCAGCUGGCUAUGGACGAGGGCAUUGCAUCUGAUAUCGUACGAUACCUCGCCUUUUUCUCCUAUUUCACAAUCCAACUGGCCCAGCUCUUCCUGUGCUGUUUUGCUGACCAGCCUCCAGAGGGAAAAAACACAUUUCAAAAGAAUCCCUGUCCCGUGCAAGAUGCCUCUUUCCUCUCAAAGAUUCUCUUCUGGUGGUUCACUGGGCUUGUUGUGAAAGGAUAUCGCACCCCGCUGGCAGGAGAGGACCUGUGGACGCUGAGGGAGGAAGACACAUCGCGCAAGAUCAUCUCUGAGCUGGAAGAGAACUGGACGGAUGAAUGUGCCGAACUUCAAAAGCAGGAGAAGGCUUUAGCGUUGGGUGUGGCGCUGGGGAGCAGACUGCCGGACCAGGCGCAGCUCCUCCGGAAGCUGCAGAAGGAGCAGAGCUCUGGUUUCUUCCUGCUCAGGACGCUGGCACGCAAUUUCGGCCCAUACUUUCUGACCGGCACACUGUGCAUCAUAUUCCACGAUGUGUUCAUGUUCGCCAUCCCCCAGGUGCUCAGUCUUCUUCUGGAUUUCAUGAGAGACGAAGAUGCUCCACUGUGGAAAGGCUACUUCUACGCCACUCUAAUGUUCCUGCUGUCCUGUCUCCAGUCCCUCUUCAGCCAUCAGUACAUGUACACUUGCUUCACAGUGGGAAUGAGGGUGAAGACCGCUGUCAUGGGAUUGGUUUACAGGAAGUCUUUGGUGAUAAACAGCGCUGCCAGGAGGACUUGCACCGUGGGCGAGAUUGUGAAUCUGGUUUCGGCUGACACUCAGAAGCUCAUGGACUUUGUGGUUUACUUCAACGCUGUCUGGCUGGCUCCUAUUGAGAUUGCUCUUUGUCUUUUCUUCCUUUGGCAGCAUCUCGGCCCAUCGGCUCUCGCAGGAAUCGCCACUGUCAUUCUCAUUUUUCCACUCAACGGGUUCAUAGCGAAGAAAAGAAGCAAGCUCCAGGAGAUCCAGAUGAAGUGCAUGGACGGCCGCAUCAGACUGAUGAAUGAGAUCCUGAAUGGAAUAAAGAUCCUGAAGUUCUACGCCUGGGAGAAGGCCUUCCUGGAGAAGGUUUUGGGCCACAGAGAAAAAGAGCUCCAAGCCCUGAAGAAAUCUCAGAUCCUUUAUUCCAUCUCCAUUGCAUCCUUUAACUCCUCUUCUUUUCUGAUUGCCUUUUCCAUGUUCGGAGUGUAUGUGACGCUCGAUGACAGGAAUGUGCUGGAUGCACAGAAAGUUUUUGUCUCAAUGGCGCUGAUCAACAUCCUGAAGACCCCGCUCAGCCAGCUUCCAUUCGCUAUAAGCACGACGAUGCAGGCUAUGGUUUCACUGAGGCGUCUGGGGAAGUACCUGUGCUCUGAGGAACUGAAGGUGGAAAACGUCUCAAAAGCUCCAUCAACCUCUGAUGGUGAAGACGUGGUGAUAGAAAACGGCACCUUUAGUUGGUCUGCAGAGGGCCCUCCAUGUCUUAAAAGGAUCAGUAUCCAUGUGCCACGAGGUUCCCUCGUUGCUGUGGUUGGACAUGUGGGCAGUGGAAAGUCCUCCUUGUUGUCUGCCAUGCUUGGUGAAACAGAGAAAAGGAGCGGUCAUGUCAGUGUUAAGGGCUCCCUGGCGUAUGUGCCCCAACAGGCCUGGAUCCAGAAUGCCACAGUCCAAGACAACAUCAUAUUUGGCCGUGAAAAAAUGAAGACGUGGUACCACCGAGUGCUGGAGGCCUGCGCACUGCUGCCAGAUCUAGAAAUCCUACCUGCUGGAGAUGCUACAGAAAUUGGGGAAAAGGGAUUGAACCUCUCCGGUGGGCAGAAGCAGAGAGUGAGCCUGGCUCGGGCCGUCUACAGAAAGUCCGAUGUAUAUCUAAUGGAUGAUCCUCUGUCUGCUGUUGAUGCACAUGUCGGUCAACACAUCUUUGACAAAGUCGUUGGACCAAAGGGAGUCCUUAGGGACAAGACCCGCAUUCUAGUGACCCAUGGGAUGAGCUUCCUGCCGCAGGCUGACCUCAUCCUUGUUCUGGUAGAUGGAGAAAUCACAGAGAGCGGCUCCUACCAGGAGCUCCUCAGCCGCCAUGGCGCCUUCGCCGACUUCAUUCACACAUUCGCCAACACGGAGCGAAAAGAGAGCGCCAUACAGAGAGCUGGUUCCAGGAGGUCCAAUGCUCGUCUCAGCAUGGUCGACUCUAUGCCAUUCUCCAGAGAUCUGUCACAGGAGCAACUUAUUGGGGGUGACACCACGAAUACAAACCUGCAGAACAUGGAGCCUGUGUCUGAAACAGACGAAGAACAAGUACCAGAGGACUUGGGCAAGCUCACUAAAGCUGAUAAGGCCAACACUGGAAGGGUGAGGUUGGCGAUGUACAAGAAGUACUUCAAGACCAUCGGCUUGGUCAGCAUCAUCCCCAUCGUCUUCCUGUAUGCUUUUCAGCAAGGCGCCUCACUGGCCUACAACUACUGGCUGAGCAUGUGGGCUGAUGACCCGAUUGUUAACGGCACCCAGACGGAUACGGACCUCAAGCUGACCGUGUUUGGUGCGCUGGGUUUUGUGCAAGGUAUUGCGAUCUUUGGGACAACUGUCGCUAUCUCCAUCUGUGGUAUCAUCGCCUCCCGCCACUUGCAUAUGGACCUGCUGAUCAACGUGCUGCACUCUCCAAUGUCUUUCUUCGAGUGCACGCCCAGUGGCAACCUACUCAACCGCUUUUCCAAAGAGAUCGACGCCAUCGACUGCAUGGUUCCAGAAGGCUUGAAGAUGAUGCUGAGCUACGUUUUUAAACUCAUGGAAGUCUGCAUCAUUGUGAUGAUGGCGACACCCUUUGCGGCCGUGAUCAUCCUGCCCCUCGCUUUCCUUUACGCCUUUGUCCAGAGCUUCUACGUCGCCACAUCCUGUCAGCUGCGGAGGCUGGAGGCUGUGAGCCGCUCGCCCAUCUACACGCACUUCAACGAGACGGUGCAGGGCGCCAGCGUCAUCCGGGCCUUCGGCGAGCAGUCCAGGUUCAUUCAGCAGGCUAAUGAGAGGGUGGACUUCAAUCAGACCUCCUACUUCCCCCGAUUUGUGGCCACUCGGUGGCUGGCAGUCAAUCUGGAGUUUGUUGGUAAUGGUGUGGUCUUAGCUGCCGCCAUUCUCUCUGUGAUGGGAAAAGGCACCCUGAGCCCAGGAAUAGUCGGUUUGGCUGUGUCACACUCCCUCCAGGUGACUGGAAUCUUGAGUUGGAUAGUGAGAUCCUGGACUGAUGUGGAAAACAACAUUGUGUCUGUGGAGAGGGUCAAUGAGUAUGCGGAGACUGCUAAAGAGGCAAGUUGGAGUAUCGAAGGCAGCUCCUUGCCCCUGGCUUGGCCUCAGAGAGGUGCUAUUGAGUUCCAGGACUACGGGCUGCAGUACCGUAAAGGCCUUGAGUUGGCUCUGAAGGGCAUUACCAUGCAAGUUCACGAAAGAGAGAGGAUUGGAAUUGUGGGUCGGACAGGAGCAGGGAAGUCCUCACUUGCCUUGGGAAUCUUCCGGAUCUUGGAGGCAGCGAAAGGAAAAAUCUUUGUAGAUGGAGUGAACAUUGCUGACAUCGGACUGCAUGACCUCAGAUCCCGCAUUACUAUCAUUCCUCAGGACCCUGUGCUGUUCUCAGGCUCGCUCCGGAUGAACCUCGACCCCUUUGAUAGCUACACAGAUGAGGAGGUGUGGAGGUCGCUGGAGCUCGCCCACCUCAAAAACUUUAUCUCAAAUCUGCCAGACAAACUCAACCAUGAAUGCUCAGAGGGAGGAGAAAACCUCAGUCUGGGUCAGCGCCAGCUCGUGUGCCUGGCCAGGGCCCUGCUGAGGAAAACAAAGAUCCUGGUUUUGGACGAGGCGACAGCUGCUGUCGACCUGGAGAUGGACAUGCUCAUCCAGUCCACAAUCCGCACACAGUUUGACGACUGCACUGUACUCACCGUUGCUCACCGCCUCAACACUAUCAUGGACUACACAAGAGUGAUCGUCAUGGACAGAGGCCUCAUUUCUGAGAUGGACACUCCAACAAACCUCAUUGCACAGCGGGGACAGUUCUACGGGAUGUGCCGGGAGGCCGGGCUGGUCUAAGUCUUCAACGGGCGCUUCGUUCCAUGCAGCUGGUGUACAGAUGUGGCACCUUAUUUGCUAACGUUAAAUUGGGCUAUUUCAAGCUUUGUGGCAGCUCAAAAACGCCUCUCCAUGAGGGGAUUUUCAAUUAAUCUCAAGAACAGAUGCUGGCGCUGGUUUUUGACAGACACUACAGACAUUAUUAUCCUCAGAUGAUGAACAUUCAGAAGAAAGCUACAGUGGAUUGUAGAGUCUCCAAGCUAUUAAUAUUGUAUAUAUAGUAGUAGAGUCCGUGUUUUACAUGAAAGGAUUCAGCCCAGAGCUACAAGCUACCACAAAUCAUAAAUAAUUUUUCUCUGUUGGAAUGGGAGCUGUAUUAUUUUUGUAGAUUUUUGUAAGUGUUAUAAAGCACAUGACAUAUUUUUAUGAUGUUGUCUCAGGCUCAAACGUUGAUGUUUACUCACACUUUUCUUAGCCUUGUAUACCAAGAAGGAGGCAAGUUUGUAAUUGUAAACUGAUAUUUUAUCUUGUGCCCCGGAGACUGGAACGGGAAACACUUUGACAAAGCAACUUUCAAAAGGUUCAUCCUGGCAAAACCCAGGGGAAGUGAGGUUUCACUGCCUUCCAAAUCUCUGCUGGAAACGGCCAAUUUGGAGCUUUUAUACAUCAGGGUAAAAAAAACGGAAAAACAUUGAAGUGAGCCAACACAUUAGCAAUCGUCCAACUAUGGUGUGGCUGUUGUUUAUUUCUGUCAAAGUAAACACAUAAAGAAAGUCAAUAGAGACCUUGCUGGUCAGACUUAACCUGACGCCGGUAGUGGAAACCACCAUGAAUGAAGAGAAUUUCUCUUCAAAACAAUAGUGAUAAAUCUCUGUGUGAUUGUCUCUCUGCCCUCACCACACAUCUCAGGCCGUGUGCAGAGAAUAUAAAAAAAUAUUGGUUUAUGGUGCUGACAUGACAGUGUAAAUAGUCCGUUGACCUUUACUCUUGAUUCCAAGAAAGAACCCAAUGAACUUUUCAAAGAAGAGGCAUUUACUGUUUUUGUCUAACUGGUUUUGACAAUAACAGAAAGCCUAUAGUUUAUUUAUGUCAUUUGACAAAAUGUAUUAAGUGUCCUUAAGGUUUCAAGGAUUGUAUUAUAUUUAUACUUUUUAUAAUAAGCUUGUUAUUUUUUCACGUUUACUAUUAAUGUACUGUCUUGUACC
Messenger RNA from Notothenia coriiceps (black rockcod), 6066 nucleotides. It is a transcript of the gene abcc6a, whose product is annotated as ATP-binding cassette, sub-family C (CFTR/MRP), member 6a. Gene Ontology annotation, molecular function: ABC-type transporter activity; ATP binding; ATP hydrolysis activity. Gene Ontology annotation, biological process: transmembrane transport. The transcript has 31 exons. The record is from RefSeq and is a predicted model, not a curated record. The coding region runs from base 350 to 4882 and encodes 1510 amino acids. Gene Ontology annotation, cellular component: membrane. Lineage: Eukaryota; Metazoa; Chordata; Actinopteri; Perciformes; Nototheniidae.